Molecule: messenger RNA, 924 nt
Organism: Clonostachys solani
Lineage: Eukaryota; Fungi; Ascomycota; Sordariomycetes; Hypocreales; Bionectriaceae
Source: the annotation of a GenBank genome assembly
AUGGUCAAGGCUCUCUUCUCCGCGGUUGCGUCCGCAGCCCUUCUCUCUGUCGUCUCAGCAACUCCUCUUCCUGACUCGGAGGUCCAGAUCGACGACCUCUUGGGUUUCGAUGCCUCCUAUGUCAGCACACUCGGUGUGGAUGACAGCAACAUCCCAGAGGCAAUCACUCUUACCAUCGAUGAUGUUGCCAACGAGACUUCUUCCCAGAUUGAACCGUUCCUAGCCCCUGGGGUCGAUGUUGUCUCUCUUGAAGAACGCUUCAUUGAAGGCGCGGAUGACCGUAAACAGUACACGGGCACCGCCUACCCCUUCAUCUCCGUUGGCAGAAUCCAAUGGAGCAAUGGAGUCUACUGCUCCGGUGCCCUAGUCGGCCCUCGCCACGUCUUGACUGCCAAGCACUGCCUCAUCUCUGGCGCAACAGCCACCUUCUCGGCUGGCUAUGACAACGGCAGCCACAAGGGCCAGGCCCAGGUCACGACCACCGUCUCCAUCGUCACCAACGGAGGCGAGUGCGGCAUCAAGAAUGACUGGGGCGUCAUGAUCAUCAACAAGCGCCUCGGAGACAGCAACGGCUACUUCGGCGUCAAGCUCGUCGACAAGAACAAGAUCGGGCAGGUCGGCUUCAACCACGUCGGCUACCCCGGCGACCGCAGCACCAACGGGCAGAGGCCGUUCCGCCAGACCAACAACAAGGUCCUCGCCGAGCACGGCUACGGUUGCGACACCUAUGGCCCCCUGUCCACUAAUACCGAUUGCGCCGGUGGCCAGUCUGGUGGCCCAUUCUGGGAGACGCUGAGCGGCAAGUACUAUAUCUGGGGUGCUCUCUCCGUCGGUGUUACAUCUGGAGGAAAGGCCUGGGCUAAAUGGGGUUCGGGCAACACCAUGGUCUCAACUGUCGGGAGACUCAGAACUGAAUUCCCAUAA